Molecule: messenger RNA, 984 nt
Organism: Penicillium manginii
Lineage: Eukaryota; Fungi; Ascomycota; Eurotiomycetes; Eurotiales; Aspergillaceae
Product: S-adenosylmethionine-dependent methyltransferase
Exons: 3
Coding region: 1-984 (327 amino acids)
Source: RefSeq, a predicted model, not a curated record
AUGAAUAGCCGCCUCAAAAAGCUGCUCGCCAAUGGUGAGGAGGUUACCGACGCAGAGGAAGAGGCCUUUCUCCUCUUCAGCCAAGAUAUCCCCGCCGGUAACCUGGGCUUCCUCGAGCCACGCGCACCCACCGUCGACGUGACAAUCCGUGGCGCUGAAUAUACGGUUCAUCAGUCGCCAACGCUGCUAUCAUCCUCCCGCGCUGGAGGUACAACAGGAGCUGUCCUUUGGAAAAUCACCCCUUUCUUCGCCGACUGGAUCUCCUCCCCUUCCAACCCUCUCCGGACCCAUUCCUUCCUCACCCCGGACUCCGUCGUCGCAGAGCUCGGCUGCGGCAUCUCGGCCCUCGUCGCCUUGGCCUUGGCUCCCUCCGUGAAUCACUACCUGGCCACAGACCAGGAGUAUGUGCGCCGGUUAUUCCGCACCAAUCUGGAAGAGAACGCCUCCGUGAAUAGCACCGCCCUAUCCACCAAGCAAAAAGGCACCAAGUCACGCGGCGCUAAGCCCGCCAAGAAGCAGCCUUCUUCCUCUGCCAACAAUGGCCGCCGCAAUGUGACCUUCACCACUCUGGACUGGGAGCUCGACCAGCCCGAAUUGCUGAAGGCAUGUAUUGGCGCCGAGGCCGGGGGCCAGGACGCUGAAGAUGAAGCCGAAGAGGACAAGGGCUUCGACUUGAUCUUGUCGUGCGAUUGUAUCUAUAACGACGCCCUCGUCACGCCAUUCGUGCGCACCUGUACAGAGAUAUGCCGGCUACGGCCUGUCUACGAGCCAUUUGAUGAAAGUGAAUCAUCGCCAUCUGCCCGUCAGCCGACGAUCUGUAUUGUGGCACAGCAACAGCGCGCACCGGACGUGUUUGAAGCCUGGUUGCGGGAAACACUGCGAGAGUUCCGGGUGUGGAGGCUGAGUGAUGACGUUCUUGUUGAUGGGCUGAAGAAUGGAAGUGGCUACCUUGUGCAUCUCUUAUUGGCGCGAGAGAAGCAUUAA